This is a messenger RNA of Cryptococcus deneoformans JEC21, 1301 nucleotides long. Its product is annotated as cytochrome-c oxidase chain VI precursor, putative. Bases 114 to 542 code for a protein of 142 amino acids. The transcript has 5 exons. Gene Ontology annotation, biological process: mitochondrial electron transport, cytochrome c to oxygen. The record is from RefSeq and is a predicted model, not a curated record. Lineage: Eukaryota; Fungi; Basidiomycota; Tremellomycetes; Tremellales; Cryptococcaceae. Gene Ontology annotation, cellular component: mitochondrial inner membrane.
UACGAAUCAGCUCCUGGUCUUUCCGAGGCUUUUGGUCAGUCGAACUACAUUCGUUCAAAUCUCUUCUCUUCUCAAUCCCCCGCUCUCCACUCAACCCUCAGCCUACACACAAAAUGCUUUCGUCCGUCUCCCGAGCUCUUCUUAGGACCCGACCCGUCGUUGCGGCUCCUCUCCGCCCUGUCGCUUUUACCGCUGUCCGCUUCGCUUCCGGGGGUGCUCACGGCAAUGAGACCGAGUCUUACGAGUCUUUCAACGCUCGAUACGAGACCUUCUUCAAGUCUGUCUCUGACCUUUUCGAGCUUCAGCGAGGUCUCAACAACGCCUUUGCCUACGACCUUGUCCCUUCUACUGAAGUUAUCAACGCUGCUCUUCAGGCUGCUAGGAAGGUCAAUGACUAUGCUACCGCUGUGAGGAUCUUGGAGGGUGUUAAGGAAAAGGUUGAGAACAAGGGACAGUAUCAAGCAUACUUGGACGAGCUUAAGCCUACAAUUGAGGAGCUUGGCAUCAGCACUAAGGAAGAGUUGUACGGUCAAACCCUCUAAAUGUAAUCAUCUGGUUAUGAGGGAGAUGCAAAACAACUAUAAGGCAUGACUACCACUGAUCAUUAUCGUCAAGAUGAAAUGUAAAAAAGCAAUGACUGGUACGGCUUUGUUGAUUAUAUCUCUUCGCAGCUUUCGAAUAAGCAGGAGCUACAUGACCCUCAGCUAACAGACUUUAACGUUUUGUACCACUGGUGGAACACUUGCAGGUUUGUUCAAAGGACGGCAUCGUUAUCGAAAUGCUUGCGUUGCCCUAUAAGUCGCUGUUGAAUAAUGGUGUUGUUGGUGGGCCAAUCAAGAGGAUCCUCAAUCCCAAAAUAUAUUUGCCCUAGGCUCCCACCCUUGACUUUCAAUGUCGUGGCGUGGCCAAUUGGGUCGCCGCCCUGACGAUCUUUACUAUAAUCGGAAUCUUUUGUACUGUCACUAGACCGGCGGGGUACAAGUGGUCUAAAAUGUUGGCACAUGGUACAUGUAAAGAAGAAGGGAAGCCGAGAUCCCUACAUGUGAACUGCUGAACUGUUGUCCAUGGGUUUGCACUUUGAGAAAGAAGUCAGAUGUAUAAUGUAAGAUUGUGGAGUGUGCUCGUCACGUUGGAUAGGAGCCUUAGUACGGAGAAGAAAAUCAAUGAUUAUCAGAGCAAUGUGGACCACAAAAGCUGUAAUACGACGGUAGAAAGGGAAACGGUUUCAGGGACUGCUAAUUAUACUCCACAUUUCUGCAGUUCUUAUGACUACCGGAAUGACCUAUCAGCUCCUUCACUCU